AUGGCAGGAGCACAGCCCGGGGUUCAUGCGCUGCAGCUCAAGCCGGUUUCCGUUCCGGAGAGUCUGAAGAAAGGCAGCAGAUUUAUGAAAUGGGAUGAGGAUUCAUCAACAGUGACACCAGUAACCUUACGAGUGGAUCCACAAGGAUAUUUUCUCUACUGGACGGAUCAGAAUAAGGAUACUGACCUGUUGGACAUCACUCAUAUCAAAGAUGCAAGAACUGGCAAGUGCACCAAAACACCAAAGGAAGCCAAACUGCGAGAGUUAUUGGAUGUUGGGAAUCUGGUGGGGAGAAUAGAAAAUAAAAUGUUGACUGUAGUGACCGGGCCAGACAUGGUCAACAUCACAUACCUUAACUUCAUGGCCUUCCAGGAGGACGUUGCAAAGGAGUGGGCAGAGGAGCUGUUUAGUCUGGCAUCCAACCUGCUGGCUCAGAACAUGAACAGAGAAUCCAGUUUGGAGAAAGCUUUCACAAGGCUCAAACUGCAGCCCAACCAAGAGGGACGAAUCCCCGUGAAAAAUAUAUUCAGACUGUUUUCUGCCGACCGUAAACGUGUGGAGACGGCUCUGGAGAGCUGCAGUCUUCCAUCAGGCAGGAAUGAUUCCAUUCCUCUGGAGGACUUUACUCCUGAUGUUUACAAAUCGUUCCUCAACAACAUCUGCCCACGACCUGAGAUCAACCAAAUCUUUGCUGAUAUUGGGGCAAAAAAUAGAAGUUAUCUCAGUAUGGAACAGAUGACUGACUUUAUCAACAACAAACAGCGAGAUCCUCGACUCAACGAGAUCCUUUACCCUCCACUGAAGACUGACCAAGUGCAACUACUCAUGGAGAAACAUGAGAUCAACAAGGAGCUCAUUCAAAAAGGACAAAUUUCCGUGGAGGGGUUUGCAAGGUAUCUCAUCAGUGAGGAGAAUGGAGUAAUUCCACCAGAGAAACUGGAUCAAAGUGAAGACAUGACUUUCCCUCUCUCCCACUACUUCAUUAACUCCUCGCACAACACUUACCUCACAGCUGGCCAGCUGGCAGGGAACUCCUCAGUGGAGAUGUACAGACAGGUGCUGCUGUCGGGCUGUCGCUGUGUGGAGCUGGACUGCUGGAAGGGCCGGACAGCUGAGGAGGAGCCCGUCAUCACGCAUGGCUUCACAAUGACGUCCGAAAUUUCUUUUAAGGAAGUAAUUGAGGCCAUUGCAGACUGUGCAUUCAAAACCUCCCCAUUUCCUGUCAUCCUGUCCUUUGAGAAUCAUGUGGACUCUCCAAAGCAACAAGCCAAGAUGGCAGAAUACUGUCGAUCAAUAUUUGGAGACGCCCUGUUAACUGAACCACUUGAGAAGUACCCUCUGGAGCAAGGGGUUCCCCUCCCCAGUCCACAGGAACUGAUUGGAAAGAUCCUUAUUAAAAAUAAGAAGUCCCACCACAAACCCUCAGAUGGAAGCACAAAGAAGAAACUGUCUGAGCAGGCCUCUAACACUAACAGUGACUCCUCAAGUGUGUUUGAGCCCUCAUCUCCUAGUGCUGGACCAGCAGUCCCAGCAGAAGUAGAAGCAGAGAGUGAGGAGGAAGAUGACGAUGAUGACGACUGUAAGAAGUCCACAGAUGAGGGGACAGCGGGUUCUGAAGCCUUUGCCACAGAGGAAAUGUCCACUCUUGUCAAUUACAUACAGCCAACAAAAUUCAACUCCUUUGAAGCUUCCAAAAGAAGCAAUCGUAGUUACCAAAUGUCCUCAUUUGUGGAGACCAAGGCUCUCGAGCAUCUCACUAAGACCCCUGUGGAGUUUGUUGAAUACAAUAAGCUUCAGCUGAGCAGAAUCUACCCCAAAGGAACUCGAGUUGACUCUUCCAACUACAUGCCUCAGGUCUUCUGGAACGCAGGAUGCCAGUUAGUGGCUCUAAACUUUCAAACUAUAGACUUGUCCAUGCAGCUGAACCUGGGCAUGUAUGAGUACAAUGGGAAGAGUGGUUAUAGACUCAAACCAGAAUUCAUGAGGCGGCCAGACAAGCAUUUUGACCCCUUCACAGAGAGCACCGUGGAUGGGAUUGUAGCCAAUACCCUAUCAGUAAAGAUCAUAUCAGGUCAGUUUUUGACAGAUAAGAAAGUUGGCGUGUACGUCGAAAUCGAUAUGUUUGGACUUCCAGUCGACACGAGGAGAAAAGCUUUCAAAACAAAGACAUCUCAGAGUAAUGCUAUCAACCCUGUCUGGGAUGAAGAACCAAUUGUUUUCAAAAAGGUUGUCCUGCCCACUCUUGCCUCUAUGAGAAUAGCCGUGUUUGAGGAAGGUGGCAAGUUUAUUGGCCAUCGAAUAAUUCCUGUGUCAGCUAUUAGGCCAGGUUAUCGCUACAUUGGCCUCAGAAAUGAGAAGAACCAGUCGCUCAUUCUUCCUGCACUCUUUGUAUAUAUCGAAGUAAAAGACUAUGUCCCAGAUACCUUUGCAGAUGUCAUUGAGGCACUGUCAAACCCAAUUAGAUAUGUGAACUUAAUGGAGCAGAGAUCCAAACAGCUGGCUGCACUCACACUAGAGGAGGGGGAGGAGGAUGCCUCUAAAGAGGCAGAGUCAGGGGUGGAACAGCCGUCAGAGCCGAAAAACGAACCGAAACCUGCUCCUGUUGAGAAUGGCCUGACCCAUGCUCCCAGCUCCACUCCCAAACCAGCAUCUCAGGUCACCCCCCAGCCUCAGCCAGCAGGAUCAACAAAACCAGUGGCCAAGACCGAAGACAUCAUUCAGAGUGUCCUUAUCGAGAUGGAGGCCCAGACUUUAGAGGAGUUGAAGCAGCAAAAGGCAUUUGUCAGAGAGCAAAGGAGGCACUAUAAAGAGAUGAAGGAUCUUGUGAAGAAGCACCACAAGAAAACCACAGACAUGAUCAAGGAGCAUACGGCCAAAUACAAUGAAUUUCAGAACGACUACCUCCGCAGAAGGGCUGUCCUACAAAAGUCUGCUAAAAGAGAGGGUAAGAAGAGAUGUCUGUCCUCCAGUCCAGAGCAUGGGCCUUCAUUUUUUGAGCAGGAAUUAGCUCAUUUAGACCAGGAGAGCGGGCAGAAACUGGCUGAGCUGAAAGAACAGCAGCAGCAGCAGCUGCUGAACCUUCGACAAGAGCAGUAUUACAGUGAGAAAUAUCUAAAGAAAGAACAUAUCAAACAGCUAAUGGAGAAACUCACCUUGGUGGCUGAGGAAAGUCAAAGCAACCAGAUAAAGAAACUCAAAGAACUGUGUGAAAAAGAGAAGAAAGAGCUGAAGAAGAAAAUGGACAAGAAACGACAAGAGAAAAUCAAUGAAGCCAAAUCGAAGGAGAAGCACUUAACGGAAGAGGAAAAACUAGAGAUCAAUAGGUCAUAUGUCAAUGAAGUUGUACAGCACAUCAAAAGGUUAGAAGAUGCUCAAGCCAAAAGACAUGAAAGACUUGUUGAAACCCACAAGAACAUUCUGCAGCAGAUCAUGGAUGAGAAACCCAAACUUCAGAAUGAGCUGGACCAGGAGUACCAGGACAAAUUUCGCCGGUUGCCAGUGGAGAUUCAGGAGUUUGUGCAAGAGACCACCAAACGAAAGCUGACUGAGGACAGUGACCAGGAUACUCUCCCCUCAUCCAGCACUUUGGAGAAGCUAAACCAGAAAGGAGCGCAAUCAGAGGAUGACAUGGAAGAAGAGAAGAAAGAUUAA
Molecule: messenger RNA, 3651 nt
Organism: Chanos chanos (milkfish)
Lineage: Eukaryota; Metazoa; Chordata; Actinopteri; Gonorynchiformes; Chanidae
Gene: plcb1
Product: phospholipase C beta 1
Exons: 32
Coding region: 1-3651 (1216 amino acids)
Biological process (GO): release of sequestered calcium ion into cytosol; phosphatidylinositol metabolic process; memory
Cellular component (GO): nuclear speck; cytoplasm
Molecular function (GO): calcium ion binding; phosphatidylinositol-4,5-bisphosphate phospholipase C activity; calmodulin binding
Source: RefSeq, a predicted model, not a curated record